This is a messenger RNA of Athalia rosae (coleseed sawfly), 523 nucleotides long. RefSeq names its product 60S ribosomal protein L28 (gene RpL28). The coding region runs from base 74 to 490 and encodes 138 amino acids. The transcript is spliced from 4 exons. Gene Ontology annotation, biological process: translation. NCBI's taxonomy places the organism in Eukaryota, Metazoa, Arthropoda, Insecta, Hymenoptera, Athaliidae. Gene Ontology annotation, molecular function: structural constituent of ribosome. The record is from RefSeq and is a predicted model, not a curated record. Gene Ontology annotation, cellular component: ribosome; cytosolic large ribosomal subunit.
ACGUAUCACCCCAAGCAACUUCCGUAUUUCUUUUCUUCCGUUUCUCUGUAGUUGACUGCAAACGGCCAUCAAAAUGUCGUCCCAUUUGAAUUGGAUGAUCAUUCGCAAUAAUAAUGCGUUUCUCUUGAAGAAACGUAACAUCAGCAAGCCUUUCUCCACGGAGCCAAACAACCUCACAAAUUUGAGUAGCUACCGUUAUUCCGGUCUUGUACACCGAAAGAGUGUUGGCAUUGUUGAUACUCCAGACAAAAAGGGUUUCACUGUUGUUUACAAGAAAGCGAAGUCUGGCAACAAGCCUGCUAAGGCUACGGUCAGGCGUACCAUGAAGUCUGGUGCACGUCGGUCGCUGUACAAACUGCGUACACUUCUCUCAGCUAACAAAUACAGAGUCGACCUUACAAAGGCUGCUCUGCGACGUGCUUCUGCUGUACUUCGUUCUCAGAAGCCUUUGCCUGCUAAGAAGACACGUGCUCCCAAAAAGGCCGAAUAAGCUGUACAAAUCAAUAAAAAAUUUUAAAUAAUA